This is a messenger RNA of Mucor mucedo, 390 nucleotides long. RefSeq lists its product as uncharacterized. Bases 14 to 238 code for a protein of 74 amino acids. The transcript has a single exon. Lineage: Eukaryota; Fungi; Mucoromycota; Mucoromycetes; Mucorales; Mucoraceae. The record is from RefSeq and is a predicted model, not a curated record.
AUUUUAGAACGCGAUGGCAGUUAUUCAAUGGGUUUAUUCUUCCGGUCAAUCAUGGCUCAGUCUCGAUAAGCAAGCACAAUCACAGAUUGAAAAGCUUUGGAGUAUGGACCAAGCCAAUUGGAUUCUAAGCGACGCCUUUUCUGGACCUGUCUAUGUUGAUACCAAUCAAAUGCUUCUCAUGUACGAAGGUUAUUCUUAUACCAUUGCUCGUCGCCAAGUCCACAUGUCGGAUCCUUGAUUUAUUUUCCAAAUCUUUGUUUUCAUAUACCAAUAUCUAUAUAUGUUAUACACACUUUUUUAUAGUUGUACACAUUCGCCACUUUUCUCCCUUUCUCUAUCUUAUAAAUACCAUGUCAUAAUAAAAAACAUCUUUGUCUAAAAAAAUCACAA